UGUUGUCUUUCUACCGAUUCCGUUUUGUGCUUACCGUAUGAAUGUUCCGAAGUUAAUGCUUGAAAUGUCGUUGAAUUCAGAGUGAUUUUUUCAGGGUUUUUGGAACAAAUUGUUCAUCCUGCAUCAAGUAUAGUCCAGUGAUCAUUUGGGCGUAUAUUUUUUGGAUUUCAUUAUGGAUCGAGAUUGUCCAGCAUAUUUGACUGUUGGUACUGAUGUCAGUGCCAAGUACAGAGGUGCAUUUUGCGAAGCCAAAGUUAAAACUGCUUCAAAGCAUGUAAAGUGUAAAAUCAGUUUCAAGGGCUUCUCUUCAGCCAUUGUCAGUGAUGAGUUUGUGAAUGGUCAAUUGAAGAUUGGUGCAGCAGUACAUGCAAAGCACCCAGAACAGGGUACGUACCAAGAAGGUGUCAUCUUAAAGCUUACAGAUGCAAGCACUUACACAGUUGUUUUUGAUGAUGGAGAUGAGAAGACGCUACGAAGAUCAUCACUUUGCCUUCAAGGGGAAAGACACUUUAAUGAAAGUGAGACUCUUGAUCAUCUACCCUUGACAGACCCAGAGAAUUUUGGAACCCCUGUUGUCCGAGAUGCAAAGAAAAGAAAGAAAAGAAAACCCAGUAUUCGAUCCUUAGAAAGUGAUGAUGAGGAAUCACGUAGUGGUGUUUCAACCAGUGCAAAGAAGCGAACUUCCAAAGAUCGAGGUUCAGAGGAUAUCGGAAAAGUUGUCAUUGUUGACAUUAAUGAAAAGAGGAAAAAUAGCUGGUUUCCUGCUCUGGUUGUUCAUCCUAAGAGAACAAAAGAGGUGACAUCGAAAAAUAAUAACCUGAUAGUGAAGUCCUUUAGAGACAACAAAAUUCAUAAUAUUGCCAAGAAUAGCACGAAAGCCUUCACAACAAAAGACCAUGUGUACAAAGGUGACAACAACAGCUUAAGAGCAGCUGUCAAUAAGGCUGUGUCGUACAUUGAGACCGGUAAUCUACCAACUAAUUGGGAUAGUAGCAUUAUUAAAGAGGAGGACUUCCUUUUUGAAUCCGACGAAGAUAUAGACAGUGAGGAUGAGAGUGAUGAUGACUUUGACGUCGAAACUGAUGCUUGGUUAGCAUCCCUUUACAAAUUUAUGGAAGAGAGAGGUACACCGAUUAAUAAGCCACCAGUGUUAGGUUAUCAGGAUCUGAACCUGUUCAAAUUGUACAAGUUAGUCCAGGACAUGGGUGGGUGCCGAAAGGUGACUGACCAUCAAAAGUGGCGGGAGAUAUCGUUUAAGAUGGGCAUACCAGUCAUCAAUUCAUCCAGUCAUCAUAACAUCAAAGGUUCCUACAUAAAAUAUUUACAUGCAUUUGAAGAAUAUAAUCGAAAGCUUGGCCCAGGUCUCCCGGGCCCAUUAACCAGAACAACAAGAAGGCGCUCAUCAUUUGAACGUCCUACACUUUCUCCCAUUCGUCCACGCAUGUCAAGAAUGGCAGAUGAGGAUGGAGAAAGCGAUAAUGAGAGAGAGCCUCCUAUGCUAAAGAGAAGAGGUACAAUUGCUGAACUAGAUGAAACAGAGGAUGUAAAUGAAAAGCCUGCAAAAAAAUCUGAUAGACAGAACAAGAAAGAUGACAAACAAAAGGCAAAGGAUGUCAAAAAGGAAGAAUUGUAUAAGGAUGAGGAUCCUGAAGAAGUAGUAGAAAAACCUGGUAAAAGUAAAGGAAAUGAACAUAAACCAGAAUCAAAGGUUAAAAACAAAGACUCUGUCAAGGCGGAAGCUAAGGACAAGCAAAUUCCACAUGUUAAUGAAAGCAUUGAAAACCAAACCCAAGAGACCGAUACAGAUUAUCAACUUGGUGAAAAGAUCAAGGUUCUCUAUGGUAGAGGAAGAACUCAAAAGGUUUAUGAAGCAAAAAUAAUCGAGAUUGAUGUAGAAGCACACUGGCAGAGGAUGUAUCGAGUUCAUUAUGUUGGUUGGAAUAUACGACAUGAUGAGUGGAUUGGCAACAACAGAAUUGUUGGUUCUGAUGAGAGAGUAAAAUUAAGGAAAAAACAAAAACAGGAUAAAGAAAAGGAAAAGGAAAAGAAGUUAAAAGAAAAAGAAAAGAAAGAGAGAGAAGAAAAGGAAAGACUACAGCGUGAAGAGAAAGAAAGAAUACAGAAAGAACAAGAAAAACUUUUAAAAGAGAAAAAGGAAAAAGAAAAGCAGGAAAAAGAGAGGCUGGACAAAGAAAGAAUAAAAAAAGAGAAGGAAAAACUAGAAAAGGAAAGGAAAGAAAAAAAUGAAAGAGAAGCUCGUGAAAAAGAACGGCUAGAAAAGGAGCAGGAAAAGUUGGAAAAAGAGCGAAAAAGGAAAGAAAAAGAGAAAGCUGAACAAGAAAAAAAGGAAAAAGAAGAGGAACGACAGCGGCAGAAGGAGGUUGAAAUUGCCGAGAGUCUAGAAAGCAAGAAAAAAGAAAAGAAAGAUGAGAGGCCAAAAGCAAAAUCAAAGACAAAAACGAAAGAAGAUCCAGAAGUAUUGUCUACAGAAAAAAGUGACAAAGAGGACCAAACUGAAAAAGGUGAUGUAGAGAGGCCUAAGACUCCUGGUAAACGAGGAAGACCAUCACUUAAGUCCAACACUUCUCCAGCCAUUAGUCGUAGUAAUAGUACAACACGUAAAGUACCUUCACCAGUUUCAUCAAAAUCAACGAGAACACGUCGGUCAGAUCGAAACAGUUUAAGUGACUCGCCAUUUGCAGCUGGUCUUGAAGUCAAGCCAAGAACACGAAGAAGCUCGAUACACUCUGAUACGAAACUCAAGCAAGAGGAAGAUUCUGAAAGUGAAAGUUCAAAUUCAGUGAAAGACGAGGAGGAAAAAACAGAAGAAACAAAGGAGCCAGAAGAAGAGGAGGAAGAAGCACCUGCGAAAGAAAUUGAGGUCACUGAAAUGCAAGUAGAUGAAAAAGAAGAACAAGAAGUUAAACAAGUGAAAAAUGAACCUAUCGAGGAGAAGGUAGAAAUAAAGGAAGAAAUUUUACCAAUUGAAGUCCCUGUAGUCGAGGAGGCAGUUUUACCAGAACAGAAAGAGGUAGAAGAACCAGUCGAAGUUACUGCACCAAAGGCAAAAGAAAAAAAGAGGGAGAAGAAAGAUGGAAAAACAAGAAAGAAAAAGGAAGGGAAAGGAAAGAAAGAUAAAAAAGAUCAGAUAAUAGAACAGUCAGAAGAUAAUGUAUCUACCACUGCUCAAUUAGAAUCAAAUAUAAUCAAUCAAAACAGUGUAGAAAAUGUAAAAGAAAUAAAAGAAGAGGAGAAGAAAGUUAUGAAUAAACUGGAAAAUGAAGAGGAACGUCCUAAAAAAGAUUCAAAGUCAGAAGGCAAGAAAUCUAGGAAGCGUAGACGAUCAAAGAGUUCAUUAGAUAGGAAAUUGAAAGCAAGUACAGAAGUUGAAAGUAAAGAUAAAGAAAAUGAUGUGGAGGCUAAAAGGUUGUCUAUUUCAAUUAACUGCUCCAAGGAAGAAGCAGGAGCUGCUGCCUUAAUGGACAUUUACAACCCUAGCCAAAGUGCUUCAGCUCAAGAGAAGUUAGAAAGCAUGGCGCAAACCAGUAAGUCAUUAACACCUCCCACUACUCCAGAAAAUUCACCGCCAAACCCAUCUUCCCCAGCAGAUCAGUCAAUGGAUAUAGAUAUGAGGCAGGAAGAACCAAGCAAUAGGAGUGAUAGUGAUGGAGUUAUUGAUGUUGCAAGUGUUACAGAUGUCCAACCCAUUGGCAAUCACUCUCCACAUUGUGAUGCCAGUAUUAGCUCCAACACUAGUGUAGAUAGCAGCAUGAAUGGUAUUGGCCAAGAGAAGCGCUCAGGAAGUUCAAAGAAACGGCGUCGCACCAUUUCAGAGGGGGACACACCUAGUAAGAGGAAGAGACGCAGUCAUAAACAUUCCAGCCAUCAUGAAAAGAAGAAGCGGCACAGUAAAGAGCCAAUAAGACACAGCAGCAGUGACACCGAUGAUACCACAAAUAAUGAUUUAAAAGCAACGGCACAAAAGAUACCUGUCUCUAAAACUGCAGAGCAGAAUGGCAAGCCUGUACAACGACCAGGCCGGACACCAAAGUACAAUUUCAGAGUCGAUUUGUCCAAUGUACAUGAUCAAGAAGAAAGAAUAGCAAUUAUCCAACAUCAACUGAAUGAAAUGCGUAAAAUUUAUCUGAGCCUUAAGAAUGAAGUUGCGAGCAUUGAUCGAAGAAGGAAGAAGCUAAGGAGGAAAGAGAGGGAAGGAAGAGGUAAAGUUGCUGCUGCUGCCACGAUAUCAUCAGACCGACGGACAUCAGACCGACAUGGCAAUGAUACUUCAUGACCCUGCUGACCAAUCACAAGCAAUUCCUUGCCAUCUUUCGCCUUCCAUCAAUGUAGUAGGCAAAUUGGUUUACAUGUAUAAAGUGCAUUUUGUGGCCAUAUUUUGUAUUCAAUAAAAUUAUGUACUGUAGAUGUUUUUUAUUCAUGUGAAUAUUGGUCAGUCAGUAAUAGAAAUGUGUACACCUUGCCUCCGUUCAGGUAUAUUACACAUUGUUGUGAUCAUGUAAAAAGUAUUAGUAUACGUAUUUGAGCUCAAAAUUUUGGUCUCAAUGCAAAUACCAUUGUGUGCAUUCAUGUACAUAGAUAAGUAUUCCAGUUGCUAAUGUUGGAGAAGAAAUAGAAUGUAUCUUUUUAAACAAUUGAGGUAUUGAAUAUCUUCAGUAAAGUAAGUGUUUGCAAUUUCUGGAUGAGGUUUGUAACCUAAAUUCUUCAUCUAAUCUUCUCAAUUGAAGUUGUCUUCUUGAUUGAAGUUGUUCUUUUAACAGAAAGUGUUCUGCCAGUUUUAAGAGCACUGUUUAAAUACAGCUCCUGGUUACCUUCAAUUAAAAUUGUCUAAAGCUUUGUCCAGACUGCUGUCACAAUGUGCCUAUAUAUGGACAUGAUGUGCCUAUAUAUGGUUAGUGUGCCUAUAUAUGGUCAUGAUGUACCUAUAUAUGGUCAUGAUGUGCCU
Anneissia japonica is the source of this 4963-nucleotide messenger RNA. RefSeq names its product AT-rich interactive domain-containing protein 4B-like. Gene Ontology annotation, molecular function: transcription cis-regulatory region binding. The transcript is spliced from 19 exons. Gene Ontology annotation, cellular component: nucleus. Gene Ontology annotation, biological process: regulation of transcription by RNA polymerase II. The record is from RefSeq and is a predicted model, not a curated record. The coding region runs from base 173 to 4294 and encodes 1373 amino acids. NCBI's taxonomy places the organism in Eukaryota, Metazoa, Echinodermata, Crinoidea, Comatulida, Comatulidae.